This is a messenger RNA of Numida meleagris (helmeted guineafowl), 3219 nucleotides long. It is a transcript of the gene HUS1, whose product is annotated as HUS1 checkpoint clamp component. The record is from RefSeq and is a predicted model, not a curated record. The transcript has 10 exons. Gene Ontology annotation, biological process: mitotic intra-S DNA damage checkpoint signaling; telomere maintenance; nucleotide-excision repair. Gene Ontology annotation, cellular component: nucleolus; site of double-strand break; checkpoint clamp complex. Lineage: Eukaryota; Metazoa; Chordata; Aves; Galliformes; Numididae. Bases 124 to 978 code for a protein of 284 amino acids.
CAUCCGACCCCCACUUCCCGCCCGCAGCUUCUGUCGAGCCGCGCGAAGGGCCUCUUUGGCCCCGCCUAUAGCUUUAUAGUUGAGGGAGAGGGAUGGUGUUGCUGCCGUGAGUUAUUUGUCGCUAUGCGCUUUAGGGCUAAGAUUGUAGAUCUCGCCUGUCUCAAUCACUUCAGCCGUGUAAUUAACACGAUCGCAAAAUUAGCCAAGACCUGCACCCUGCGUCUUACUGUGAACAAGCUGUAUUUCAUCCUGUCCGACAGGGUUGCAAAUGGAGGAGUCAGUAUGUGGUGUGAGCUGUGCCAGGGGAAUUUCUUUGAUGAAUUCCAGAUGGAAGGAGUAGCUGCAGAUCACAAUGAAAUAUAUUUAGAGCUCAUGCCCGAGAACCUGUCAAGAGCCUUAAAAACUGCCCAGAGUGCAAAGGCAGUGAAGAUCAAGUUGACUAACAAACACUCUCCCUGUCUUAAAGUUGCUGUAGAGCUACCAUCCUUAUCAAGCAGCAGUAGGAUUGUGACGCAUGAUAUUCCUGUGAAGGUUAUUCCCAGAAGACUGUGGAAUGACUUCAAAGAGCCCAGUGUGCCAGACUUUGAUGUCAGUAUUUACCUACCGGCGCUGAAAACAAUGAAGAGUAUUGUAGAGAGAAUGAAGAAUCUCAGCAAUUGCAUCGUGAUUGAAGCAAAUUUGAGUGGAGAAAUGAACUUAAAAAUAGAAACUGAUGUAGUAUCGGUAACAACACAUUUUAAAGAUUUGGGAAAUCCUCCCUGGGCAUCAGAGGAUGAAUGUCAAAGCUCUGCUCAAGGCAGAGAUCUGCAAAGCAUGGCUGAAGCACGCAUAGACAUCAAGAAGUUGCAGCAGCUCCUUGUAGGACAGCAGGUCAAUCCCACAAAAGCCUUGUGCAAUAUCAUAAGUAAAAGAAUUGUCCACUUCAUCUUGCUCCAUGAGGAUGUUUCACUUCAGUAUUUCAUUCCAGCACUUGCCUGAAGGUUUUGGAAUCACAGUCACUUUCCAAGUUGAGGCUUUUUCCACAAAGUGGGAUAGCAACUUAUCUUGGUGUUAUGUUUGGUUUAUAAAUGCAUUUGUGAUUUUCUGUAAGAUAGGCUUGGAUGGGAGAAAAGGGAUCACUAUUCUUCAUUUAAUAAAAUUUAACAUGCAAUUCAACAAUUCAGGCAAAUAAAUGCUUUACACUGCUCCUCUGAAGCAAUUGACACCUGUGCUUGUUGAGUUACUGGGUCUGUAGAAGUCUCGAGUUCUUCUCCUUAAUGGUGCUGCUUGUCUGCUUCCAGAAAGGACAAGGUAGGGGGGUUAUUUCUUUGUUAGGAAUAUUUGUUUGAGUAUGUGGGAUAUUCAGCCUGUGGAUAUUCAAAUUGAAUGUUUUUACUCUUUUGGAAAAGAACACAGUUUCAGGUGUUACGUUGUGGUGUGGUGCAAUCAGGAAGGCAUUUACUGUAUGUGUUUACUUGAGGUCAUGCAGCACUGAGCAUCAGACAGCUGUUAAGUCAUGAUAUGUUUUUAAAUUACAUUGUUGAGGAGCAAUUUGAUGAAGUUUCUGACUCCAGCAGCACAAAAUCUUGAAAGCAGAAAACUUUCAAGGCAUGUACACUUCCUUGUUAUCCUGAUAUUUGUAUUUGAGAUGAACUGCUGCUGAGUUAUGCUUCUACCGUCCCAACUGUAUGUUUCAAUUAAAGCACAAGUCCAGUAGGAGGUAUGACAGAUCCAGAAUUGAAGCUUUCUGGACUGAUUAUAGAUUUGGGGUCCUCGUUAAGAAUUGUUGUUUUUGAGUGGGUAAAUAAUACCAAUUUGGCAUUGUUGGAAAUGCUUGGAAUCAAUCAUUUUCUAUCAGGCAAACAUCUCUGUGAAGCAGCAAAGUGGUUUUUUUUUUUUUUUUUUUUUUAAUUCGAUAUCGCAGUAGCGGUCGCGCGCCCCCUUGUGUCAUGGACGAAAACGCUCCCCGAAUCAGUGAAACGCUCUUGUGAUUGUGUACCCUUUUCUCCCGUCACAGGUCGUUACUCUCCUGUUCCCCUACUGGCUAGGUACUCCAGGCGCACAAUCUACACGACACAUCUGCUAAUCAAUUUUUCCAUACAAAGUCUAUCACCAACCUGUUGAUUUUAAGCCUGUUUAGAUCUUGCUGAAUGGCAGCGCAGCCUUCAGGUGCGUCAGCCACUCCUCCCAGCUUUGUAUCAUCAGUGUACUUGCUGAGUGGACACUAUCCCCUCAUCAGGGUGAAGAUACUGAACAAGACCAGACUCAGCACUGACCCCUGGGGAACACUGCUAUUCACAGGUCUCCAACUGGACUGCACCGCUGAUCACCACCUUCUGAGCUCAGCCAGUUCUCAACCCACCUCACCAUCCACUCAUCUACCCCAUUCUUUCUCAGCUUCGUUAUCAGGAUGUUAAUGGGAGACAGUAUCAAAAGCCUUGCUGAAGUCAAGGUAGACAACAUCCACUGCUCUCUCCCCAUCUACUCAGCUGGUGAUGCCAUCGUAGAAGGCUAUGAGAUUGGUCGAGCACGAUUUUCCCUUAGCAAAUCCAUGCUGACUAUUCCUGAUGACCUCUUCCAAUUGCCUGGAGAUGGCACGUAGAACAAGCUGUUCCAUCGCCUUUCCAGGGUCAAAGGCUCCUCUCCUGUUCACCAAGACCUGUCAAAGAUGAUAGAGAGCAGUUCAGCAAUCGCCUCUGCCAGCUCCCUCAGCACAUGCGGAUACAUCCCAUCAGGGCCCAUUGAUCCCACCCAGAUGCUCCCAGACCACCCUCUUCUCAACCAGAGGGAAGCUCUUCAUUUCCUGGACUAUCUCUCUUCCCUCCAGGGUCCAGGAAGAGGAGGAGUCUUUGAAGUGAAGACUGAAGCAAAGGUGUUCAGCAUCUCCCUCCGCCUUCUCAGCAUCCCUCAGAAGUUUUUGUGAAACUAAUGCAUCAAGCUGGUUCAGUGGAAGUGGUUGCAGUUCUUAUUGAGUUCUCAGGGUGCUGUUUGUUAGAAAUUGUUGAUGAAAUUUUACUCUUCCUGUGUUUCAUCCUUGAAAACAGUUGUUCAAAAGUGUAUGUACUGCCAAAAAGUGAUGGCGUGAGUAAGGCGUGAUUAUGAAGCAAGGGGUAUUUUUCUCUAGUAAGAUUGGCCUUAUAAAAGUCUUGUAAAGAGACAUGAUCAAAUUCCAUUUGAAAAUGUGCAGGUAAUGUAUUUAUGUCAACUGAAAAUGGAGUUGCAAAUAUACAAAAAAAUAGA